Trichobilharzia regenti is the source of this 780-nucleotide messenger RNA. The record is from the annotation of a GenBank genome assembly. NCBI's taxonomy places the organism in Eukaryota, Metazoa, Platyhelminthes, Trematoda, Strigeidida, Schistosomatidae.
AUGAAACAAGCACCGGUAAUCUCCUGCAAACAAUACUUACCCGUGAAUGAAUGUACACAAUUAUUGCAUCUACUCUUAAUUAUACUACUUUUGCAAAUGCUAGUAGUUUCUCGUGUUACUACAAUAACAAAACAACAUUACUUAUUAAUAAAUGGUCCAAUGCACACACGAGCAUUAAUCAAUACUAAUGUGCAAUUUAAAUGUCGUGUUCAGCUGCUUAUUCAAAAUAUAGGUCCUGUUGAAAAUAAAUGUACACAGAUGGCAAAUGAAACGAACUCACCGACAUGUUCAUCAUCUUCAACAGCAUCCUCACUAACGCCAUCGUCGUCAGCUUCAUCAGCUUCAGCAGAAGUGUGGCAAAUCAUAAAGCCAAAUCUACUGCCUAACAAGUUAGACAUCAUUGUCCAAUGGAUGAAAGAUGGAUUUGGAUAUGAUCGAGAUGCACUGAGACAAACAUUCGGUGGAAGAUACACCAUGAUGGAAUCAAAGGAGAAAGAUAUGUACGAUUUAACUAUCAACGGUGUCCGAUAUGAAGAUGAAGGUGAAUAUGCUUGUCAGGCUAGGCUGGUUGAGAAGUCGAAUUCACACUACAAACAACUGACAGGUAUGCAUCAAUUAACAGCCAGUCACACAAAACUAGAUGGAAAAUCAAUAAAUUCUGACCGAAUCAAUUAUGACUCUUCAAAGUCAGAAUUCUUAAUGCAUGAUCCAUUUGCCUUACCAAUGAGUUUGAUUAAAAGUAAUACAGCUAAUUUAAAUAUAUUCCACCAAAAUCAAUAA